This is a messenger RNA of Cladocopium goreaui, 2181 nucleotides long. Lineage: Eukaryota; Dinophyceae; Suessiales; Symbiodiniaceae. The record is from the annotation of a GenBank genome assembly.
AUGGAACGUGACCCUGCGGAGGCUGUCCUUGUCAUCCUUCGCCUCCUCGCUACUGAUGCUGGCGGCCGGCCUUUGCGGGAAGGGGGCAGCACGAUGGAGGAACUCACCUUUCUUGCCAGGAAGGUGAGGGCUGACCACGUGCUGGCUCACGCCUUAAAGGCCAUGGGGUGGACCACCACCAAGCUGGGAGCUCUCUGGGGAUGCGACCAGGAAGUCGUGGACUCGGUCAUCCUCAGAGUGGAAGAGAAAUACCCGGAGUACAAGGUGAACACGGUCGAGUUCGAAAACCUUGUACAGGCGGCCGAGGAGGCCUCAUGCAUCAUUUGGGCUAGGCAUGAGGAGUUGAAGGACUCAGACUUGGCCCUAGCGUCUCGCCUGGCAAAACAGGAGGGCAAACUCGCGGACAGGAGAAAGGCCCGUGAGGAACAGAUCGGGAGCCAGGUGAGGAGAAAGGGCGAGGCCGCCAGGGUGAAAUGGCCCACAAGAGCCACGAUGCUGAAAUCGGCGGCUGGCAGUGAUCUCUAUCAGCGUAAUCUGGUAGAGGAUGCGGAGAGGAAUCGGUGGCUGAAGGAGCUGGCCAAGCAGAUCAAGGAGGCUGACACCUGUGAUGUCUCCGACACCAAUCAGGGGCUCUUUGCAGCCAGGAUUGGUAAGGGGAGACGUGCCAAUACUCUUAGAAAGCACGUCAAGACCUGGGGCCAGUUCAUCGGGUGGCUGUUGGCUACGUAUGGGGUCAAGUGGCCAGAGAGGCCCUUUCAGUUUGCGGAUUACCUUAUCUCCAGGGCUCUGGAACCAUGUGGGCGCUCGAUCCCAGUGAAUGCUUACAAGACACUGGUGUUCAUGGAGCACGCGGCAGAGAUUCCAAAGGACCUCCAGUUGAACACUUCGGGCGCAAUCAAGAAUGCCAUGGAAGAGGUUAAGCUCCGUCUGGAAGCAGCGGAUCAGAAGCCAAGAAAGCAAGCCGCUCAGCUGUUGGUCGCCAUGGUGUCCGCUUUGGAGAGAAAAGUUAUGGAGCGGGGCGCACCGCACUUCACCAGGGCUUUCGCUUGGUACAAGCUGGUUAAGGUCUGGGGCACAAUGAGGUUUCACGACACCACUGGGGUCGACUUUGGAUCCAUGAGAUUGGACGGUUUUGCCCUUGUGGCGGAUCUGACUCGCACCAAGACAAGCGGGCCAGGAAAGAGGAUUUCGGUGCUGAAGCUCAUCGUCAGUGCGGAGGCCUACAUCGAGGAGCGCGAUUGGAUGGAGACCGGAUGGCGGAUCUGGGAAGCGCUCUCAGAGGAGGCUGGUUGCAGGGAGAGGGACUUCCUGUUGACGUUGCCUACGACGGGAUUGGAGCACUCCUCAAGGAGGAUGGCCACAUAUCCCGCCGCCAGUGGGAUGAGCCAGGCCCUGUUCCAAGAGCUCCUGUGUCCUUGCACAGGAGGGUGGGAGCAUCUCAUGGAGAUUGGCGUGGGAUGCAUUUGGUCGGAACACUCGGAAAGAGUGACAAUGAGAACAUGGGCAGGAGCAGCCGGUGUGCCUGAGACCGUCUGCAAGAUGUUGGGACGCUGGACGCCCUCUGUGGACCAGCCGUAUGAUAGGUCAAUUGCGGCGCAGGUAGUGCGUGCGCAAAUACACGUGGCGGAGUUCAUCAGAAAGAACAUCGGCCGCGUGGACCCCUUUGGAGAAAACGUGAUUUUGCAGCUGGUGGAGGACAGGAUGUUAGCCCUGGGCUAUCAUAUGAGGGUGGUUGGAGUCCAGAGGGAAAAGCUGGAGUGCUUCGUGACCGUGGGAAGACCAUUGAAACGAGUCAAUUGGUCAGAGGACGCGGCAGCGGCCAUGCCACAGGGGUCCCAUGGCAACGAAGCGUCCGAGUCGUCUGCCGACGAGGACGAGGAUUGGGUUGUGAUUGAUGCUGCCACCAAGAAGAGCACGGGCCUAGUUUUGGGAGACUAUGUGGUGAGCAUCAUCGGCAGGGCCAAGACGAAGACCCUGCACAGGUACGGUGAGUGUUAUCGACAGCCUGGAGUACAUUACCGGGUGUUUGAGUCCUUUGGGAGUGAGUUGCCAAAGGCGAAGAUGUACCAUAGAGCCUGCCGGGUAUGCUUCCCGAAAGCCGUGAAGAGCGCGGACGAGUCAGGGAGCGACGGCUCUGGAUCCGACGAGGAAAUCUCCUCCAGCUCGUCGGAGUCACUCUAA